This is a messenger RNA of Penicillium pulvis, 537 nucleotides long. RefSeq lists its product as uncharacterized. NCBI's taxonomy places the organism in Eukaryota, Fungi, Ascomycota, Eurotiomycetes, Eurotiales, Aspergillaceae. The coding region runs from base 1 to 537 and encodes 178 amino acids. The record is from RefSeq and is a predicted model, not a curated record. The transcript has 2 exons.
AUGCAGCCGAUCAUUCACUAUGGCCACCAUGCCGGCCUCAAUCCCAAAAAGGUAGUCAUUAUCCUUGGAGAACUCGAUAUCCCAUAUGAGAUCAACCCCAAUGGACGCGUUCCCGCAGUCGAGGACCCAAACACCGGAGUAGCUCUAUGGGAGUCCGGAGCCAUCAUCAAGUAUCUGGUCGACAAGUACGAUCAUAAGCGGAAAAUUAGCUUCGAGCCUGGCACUGCCAAUAUCUACCACGCGGAACAAUGGCUCCAUUUCCAAGCAUCUGGCCAAGGACCAUACUUUGGCCAGGCUGUUUGGUUCAAGAUUCACCACAAGGAGCAGGUCCAGACUGCUAUUGAUCGAUACAUCAACGAGAUUCGCCGCGUGUCGGGUGUAUUGAAUGGAGUUCUCGAGGGGCGCAUUUACCUGAUCGAUGACAAAUGCAGCUAUGCCGACUUCGUAUUCGUUUCUUGGUUCGAAGUUGUUCCAUGGGCUACAGGGGGUGAGGUCGAUUUGGAGAAGGACUUUCCCUUAAAUAUACUCACGACUUAA